CCCUUGUGCGACAGCUUGGCGGGGCGGCUGACGAGAGCGAGCGUGCCUCCGGGCCUGAGGGCGACCCGGAGGAAGGGGAGGAUGCCGCCGGCCGUGGGCGGAGGCCUGGCAGGGUCCGAGCUGCGUCCCCGGCGGGGCCGAUGUGGGCUCCAGGCCGCUAGGGCCGUGGGCCGGGACGUGGCUACUGACGCUGCAGCGCAAAGUCCCAAACGGCCUGCACGGGGCUCGCGGCGCUUCGAGGCGGCCGGCCGCUGGGCCGUGCUGGCCCUGGUGACGCUGCUGUCCUUCGCCACCCGCUUCCACCGUCUGGACGAGCCUCCGCACGUCUGUUGGGAUGAGACUCACUUUGGAAAAAUGGGAAGUUACUACAUCAAUCGUACCUUUUUCUUUGAUGUGCACCCACCUCUGGGGAAGAUGCUGAUAGGUCUUGCUGGCUACCUGAGUGGAUAUGAUGGUACCUUUUUAUUCCAGAGGCCUGGGGACAAGUAUGAGCAUCACAGUUACAUGGGAAUGAGAGGAUUCUGUGCAUUCCUUGGUUCCUGGCUGAUCCCCUUUGCUUACCUCACUGUACUGGAUCUGUCCAAGUCCCUCCCAGCAGCACUGCUCACCGCUGCCCUCCUUACCUUUGACACAGGAUGCCUCACUCUGUCUCAGUACAUCCUCCUUGACCCCAUCCUGAUGUUCUUCAUCAUGGCUGCCAUGCUGAGCAUGGUCAAGUACAACUCCUGCGCCGACAGGCCCUUCUCUGCCCCCUGGUGGUUCUGGCUCAGCCUGACUGGCAUCAGUCUUGCUGGUGCUUUAGGGGUCAAGUUUGUUGGCCUCUUUAUCGUCCUGCAAGUGGGGUUGAACACCAUUUCAGACCUUUGGCACCUGUUUGGAGACCUCAGUCUUUCAUUGGUGACUGUGGGAAAACACCUGACUGCUCGCAUCCUGUGCCUCAUAGUGCUGCCCCUGGUUCUCUACACGGCUACUUUUGCUGUUCACUUCAUGGUGCUGAGUAAAAGUGGUCCUGGAGAUGGUUUCUUCAGUUCUGCCUUCCAGGCCCGGCUUUCAGGGAACAACCUUCACAAUGCUUCCAUCCCUGAACACCUGGCCUAUGGCUCUGUGAUCACGGUGAAGAACCUCCGGAUGGCCAUUGGCUAUCUGCACUCCCACAGGCACCUGUACCCUGAGGGCACUGGUGCACGCCAACAGCAGGUCACCACCUAUUUGCACAAGGACUACAACAACCUGUGGAUUGUCAAGAAACAUAAUACAAACUCAGAUCCCCUAGACCCUUCAUACCCAGUGGAGUUCGUGAGACAUGGAGACAUCAUUAGACUGGAACACAAAGAGACGUCUCGGAACUUGCAUAGUCACUAUCAUGAGGCCCCGCUGACCCGGAAGCACUAUCAGGUCACUGGCUAUGGCAUAAAUGGGACAGGAGACUCAAAUGAUUUCUGGCGGAUUGAGGUUGUAAACAGAAAAUUUGGAAACCGGAUCAAAGUGCUGAGAAGUCGAAUUCGCUUCAUCCAUCUGAUCACAGGUUGUGUCCUGGGCUCCUCAGGAAAGGUUCUGCCCAAGUGGGGCUGGGAGCAGUUGGAAGUUACUUGCACUCCGUACCUAAAAGAAACCCUCAACUCCAUCUGGAAUGUGGAGGACCAUAUCAAUCCCAAAUUGCCAGACAUCAGCCUGAAUGUGCUGCAGCCCAGUUUUCCUGAGAUCUUGCUGGAGUCCCACAUGGUCAUGAUCCGGGGGAACAAUGGCCUCAAACCCAAGGACAACGAGUUCACAUCCAAGCCCUGGCAUUGGCCUAUCAACUAUCAGGGCCUGCGCUUCUCAGGGAUCAAUGACACGGAUUUCCGAGUCUAUCUGCUAGGCAACCCGGUGGUUUGGUGGCUGAAUCUGUUGAGCAUUGUCCUCUACCUCCUCUCAGGGAGCAUCAUUGCUAUAGCUAUGCAGAGAGGGGCCCAGCUGCCAGCGGAGGUUGAAGGGCUGUCCCAGGUCCUGCUGCGAGGAGGUGGUCAGGUCCUGCUUGGCUGGAUGCUCCAUUACUUCCCAUUCUUCUUCAUGGGCCGGAUCCUCUACUUCCACCACUACUUCCCAGCCAUGCUCUUCUCCAGCAUGUUGACAGGCAUUUUGUGGGACACCCUCCUGCGGCUCUGUGCCUGGGGCUUAGCUUCCUUUUCCCUGGCCAGGGGCAUACACGUGCUGGGAAUCCUGAGCCUGCUCCUGGGAACUGCUUACAGCUUCUACCUCUUCCACCCUCUGGCUUAUGGGAUGGUUGGACCCCUAUCCCAGGACCCCCAAAGUCCAAUGGCAGGACUAAGGUGGAUGGAAUCAUGGGACUUUUGAGGCCACGGCAAGGACUCCAGGUUGGGUCCAGGAACCGCCUAAGGACAGCCAGCUGUGGAGCCAGUCUCUGGACCCUUCUACCUGUGCAGGAAGCUGCCUGAGAUGCCUGAAGAAUUCUGCUGCCUGCCAGGACCGAGCUCUGGGAGCGAAUCUGGAAUUUAAUCCAGCACUAGAGAGUGCCAUAGCUAUGUCUGCAGCACGUACAGAGGGGACAGAAUCUCUCAGGCGCAUUCCCUGAGUGUGCAGCAUGAGGGAGGAUGAGUGUAAAAGAGGGUGGGUGUGAGUGUGUGCAUGUGAGGGUACAUUUGCCCAUGUCCCUAUGGAAUAUAGACCAUGUAACUGUGGACAGCUGAGUGUCAUAAACUCUAAGAAAUAACCCAGGGCUAAGUAA
Messenger RNA from Galeopterus variegatus (Sunda flying lemur), 2725 nucleotides. It is a transcript of the gene POMT2, whose product is annotated as protein-O-mannosyltransferase 2. Gene Ontology annotation, biological process: protein O-linked glycosylation via mannose. Lineage: Eukaryota; Metazoa; Chordata; Mammalia; Dermoptera; Cynocephalidae. Gene Ontology annotation, cellular component: endoplasmic reticulum; membrane. Gene Ontology annotation, molecular function: dolichyl-phosphate-mannose-protein mannosyltransferase activity. Bases 82 to 2334 code for a protein of 750 amino acids. The transcript is spliced from 21 exons. The record is from RefSeq and is a predicted model, not a curated record.